CAGCUUGUGUUGUUGACGAACUCCCUCCCGCCAUGAAGCUCCCUCAAUACAUCCACGCGUUGGCCGAUCCGCUCCGGAACGAGGAUGUUACCGCACUCCUCAGGCUUCUGGAUACCCGGAAUCGUACCGCGCGCGGACUCGCCGACACCGUCGCGCCCAUCGACGAGCGCCGGCUGGCGAAUCCUGGGCACACGCUGCCUGAGCCAUGGGACGGGAUUGCUGUACGCCACUGCGCUGCCGUCAAGGCCUUCUACGCACAUGACAAUGUCGCCGCCUACACCCACCAGCAUCACCUCCUCACCCUCUACCUCCGGUGGCAGCAGGACCAGCCUUCGUGGUCCCUGCCCAUCCUAUAUCUUCUCCUGCGCGAUCUCCGUUCUCUCGCUGAACAGGCCGACUCCCUGACCUUUGAGACCACAGGUCGCACACCGUCCUUGGAAGAAUGCACCCGCACCGUGUCCAAGGCCUUCACACUCGCGGCAACGGACCGCACGUUUGAGGGCCGUGAUUCCCGUCGCCAGGGUGUAUACUACCUCGCAUCGCUCGCCAUCAAGUGUUACUUCAAGGUCGGCAAGCCGAAUCUCUGCAAGAACAUCGUGCGCGCAGUUACUUCCGACCCCAAGAUGCCGCCGGUGUCAUCUGCGCCCCUCGGAGAUCAGGUCACCUGGCACUACUACCUCGGCAUGCUGGCUUUCCUUGCGGGAGAAGACAAGAAGGCCCUCGAGGAGCUUGAGUGGGCCCUCCUCCACUGCCCUAUAGAUGCGCGGCGCAAUCUCGAGCUCAUUCUCACUUACCUCAUUCCCUUGCACCUCUUGCGUGGCUCGCUUCCCUCAGCUACGCUCAUGGCGCGGCAUCCGCGCUUACGGGAGGCCUACCAACCCUUCGUGGACGCCAUUCGCACCGGCAAUAUUCAGGCAUAUGACGACGCACUCGAGUGGGCUCAGCCCCGCCUCGUCGGGCUCGGUACAUAUCUCGCCAUUGAGCGAGCCCGCGAAGGAUGUGUGCGUGUGCUCUUCAAGCGCGCGUGGAUGGCAAAUGACAAGAACUCGCGCGUACCGGUUGGCGCAUUCACCGCCGCGCUCAGGCUGCAGGGUGCGCACGUGGACGGUGACGAGGUUGAGUGCAUGCUUGCGAACAUGAUCUAUCGGGGUUACAUGAAGGGAUACAUCUCGCAUGAGAAGCAGAUGGUCGUCCUCGGCAAGACCAAUCCCUUCCCCUCACUCGCCAUGCUGGGCCGAUGAUUGUCUGUAUUUGUACAUCUCGCAUUGCCAUCCCAGCGCAUGGCUGUGAUCGAUACAUGGCACGUCGUCGACUACCGCCUCAUAUGCCACGUAUCUCCUUUCACUACAUACAUCACUGCACCUGUGCCCUUCCACCGCAGCUGCAACGCGUCACUCAGAAGGAGUGGGGGUAGGCCGACUGCUGUUUGGCUUCAGCGCAAAUCGACUGCACGCGUUUGUGGCGUUUGGUAUUCUCGCUCGUUGCUCUCUUGAAGACAUCGCGAAGGUGCUCGUCGUAUUGGGCUGAUUGUUGCUGGUGCGCAGCAGAUAGAACUUCUAAGCUGGGAUUG
Molecule: messenger RNA, 1570 nt
Organism: Cutaneotrichosporon oleaginosum
Lineage: Eukaryota; Fungi; Basidiomycota; Tremellomycetes; Trichosporonales; Trichosporonaceae
Biological process (GO): poly(A)+ mRNA export from nucleus; transcription elongation by RNA polymerase II; post-transcriptional tethering of RNA polymerase II gene DNA at nuclear periphery
Cellular component (GO): transcription export complex 2
Molecular function (GO): double-stranded DNA binding; RNA binding
Source: RefSeq, a predicted model, not a curated record